UCUUUUCCUCCUUACAUUCCUUACCUGAAAAUACAAGAAAGUGAUGGAAGAGACCCUCACUCACCUCACAGAUGCAGAGUAGGGAGCAGUGAAGUGUCUUUGACGAAACUUCCUGUUGGAAUGCCUCACAUCAACGCAGCUGCUGCUCUGCAGAUUUCCAUGCUGCUCUUUGCUCUUCCUGCACAGUAUUUCAUAUGUCAGUGGUAUGGAACGGAUUCUGCCGAGCGCAUCCAAAUAACAGAAAGGGUAAUUGCCUCUUGGAGCAUCUCAACAAGACCUUACUUGGCUCUGGAUGAGUGGGCAGAUCAUUUAAAGCAGUGGCUCUCAAAGAUAAGGAAUUGGUACUAUGGAGAGAACAAAACUAAAAGUGGUGACAAUGAAGCAAAACCCCAUCCUUAUUUUGCAGAAUCAACUUAUGUUCACAGUCCAAAACCUGAAUAUGUUAAGUUCAGUGUGGGCCAGGUAAUAAUUCACAGAAGAUUUGGUUACUCAGGAGUCAUUGUUGGAUGGGAUGCAAAACCUAAUGCUCCAAAACAACUACAACCCAGAUAUCCUCCAGUGAAACAGGAUCUAAAAGAUACUCCUCACUAUCGAAUUCUAAUUAACAAUGCAAAUGGAUCUGGCAAAUCUACAGCUUAUGUUCCUGAGGAAGAGAUAACAGUUAUUAUGGGAUUAGAGGUGUAUCACUCUGAUAUGGAAACCUACUUCAGUGGAUACGAUGGAUCAAAAUACAUUAUGCAGCCAUGGUUGAAAAAACUCUACCCUCAUGACUGAGUACUUCAGAGCCUGUACAUGUAAUGUAUGUCCAGAUGACAGAUGUCCUUUUUAAACUUGAGCAAACAGACACCAGGAUAAAAUGUGUAUUUUUUCCUGUAAUUAAAUAAAACAUUCCUAAGCAGGUUUUAUGUUGAACACUCAAUUUUGUCAGAAGUGAACAUGUUGCAUGUUCAGUUUGCCAUGACUCAGCAAUGGGGAUUAAUUUCCUUCCAGUUUUGGAAGGAAAGGUAUAAAUGUAAUGCAGGUUCAGCCAGGAGUGCCAAAUGUUUGGCACAUCAGGUAUCUCACUGUUUUACAGGGACUAGGGGACAAAAAUAAGCAGCUGUGAGCCGU
Molecule: messenger RNA, 1110 nt
Organism: Cyanistes caeruleus (blue tit)
Lineage: Eukaryota; Metazoa; Chordata; Aves; Passeriformes; Paridae
Molecular function (GO): DNA binding
Source: RefSeq, a predicted model, not a curated record